AUGACUCGAAGUCUAAGAUCGAAAGCCAGUUUUAAGCUUCCUCGGACGUCAAUAUAUGGAGGAGGAGGUUCGACAAAUGGUUCGUCGAGAAAUGAUACAAAUUCUGGAAAUGGGAAUGGAAAUGGGAUUGGGAUUGGGAAUGGGAAUGGGAAUAGUAUUGUUGAAAAUCAAAGUACGAGGGAAGGAUCAAAAUUCGAAGAUAUAAUACAAAUUGAUGAUAAUAAUGGUAGCGGGAGUGAUAUUAGGGUUGGGGUUAGAGGAGGAGGAGGAGCAGAUGAAGAUGAGGUUGGAGUUGGAGUUAGAGUUGGAUCGGAACUAAGCUUAAACCUUCGAAAUACGAAUAACAUGAGUAGCGGUAGCGAUAGCGAUUUGGAUCUGCAACAACAACAACAACAACAACUUCUUCAUCAACAAUUACAAUCACAUUCUCAUUCACAUUCACAAACAACUUCACAAAUAACUUCAACAUCAACACCACUUUUCAAUCAACUACCUUACACCAAUUCCAAAUUGAAUAUUAGCGAAGAGAAUAAUAAACACGAUAGUUUAUCAUCAUCGACUGAUUUUCCUACACCGAAUACAGAUAUACCAAGAGUGUUGGAAGAAGAAGAAGAAGUAGAAGAGGACGAAAAGGAUGAAGUUAGAGACGAUCCGCAAUCAGAAUCUAGAGAUGUGAAAAUUGCCAUUAAUAGUCCAACAACGACAUCACAAAGUCCUAUCAGUUCAAACAAUAGUACUACUACCGGUACCCACCAAGCUACACCUCGAAAGCCCGAUUUCUCCAGACGACAAAGUUUACUUCCUCAUCAACAAACGAAAUUAAUUAAAACUUUGUUAGGGACGGAUCUACCAGCACAUCCUCAUAUCAAUCUACCCACUGGAGGAAGUGUUGGUCUUGAUUAUUUUAAUCAUCACGGUCCUUUGUCGAUAAGCGCAACGAUGGUUACUCGAAAGCUAUGGGUUAAAAGGCCCGGUGCGUCUGCGACGUUGGUUACUAUAAAUGAGGAUGAUUUGGUUGAUGAUGUGCGAGAUAUGAUCUUGAAGAAAUAUGCCAAUUCCUUAGGAAGAAGUUUCGAUGCUCCGGAUGUUGCAUUGAAGAUUGUGCCAAGGGAACAACAAAGGCAAGAGAGGACUUUAGGACCGGAAGAGCCAAUGUGUCGAACACUCGAUGCAUAUUUUCCUGGUGGUCAAUCAGUGGAUGAAGCGUUGGUUAUUGAUGUACCUGUGAGAAGGACUCCGAAACCAUCUCCGAGGCCCAAUGGGCAUCCGGUAUAUUAUGAAGAUGGACGACCCACUGAAGCUGGAUCAGAAUACUUUCCCCCUAUGCCACCUGAGAUUCCCUCGCCAGGCUUACAGCACAGUAUCCCAGUCCCUAAUGGACCCCAACAUACAGUUCCCUUAUUAGCACAUGCUAUGUCAGUACUGACAACCGGUCAUGUACCCGCUUUACCAUCUCCAGGAGCGCCAAGAAGACAUCAUAGCUCGAGACCAAGGAUAGGACGAACUCAUACUUCCUCCCCUACAAUUAUUGUUGGACACAGUCAACCUCCUGUUGCAAACAAUGGUACGCAAUUUCAACGUGGCGCAAGAUCAAGAACUCACUCAAAUGCCUCAGAAAAAUCGACGGCUCCUCCGCCUCCUCCACCACUUCCCACUCCACCUGCCCCAAAUCAGGAACUUGCACCUCAACGAGUCGCGACCCCCCCUCCGAGGGUGAUUUCCCCUCGACCGCAGAAACGAUCGAAGAAAAAGAUUGGCGUCGAUCAUCCUUCAUUACCAGCCGGAAUGCUCAACGGAGCCGUGCCUCCAAUCAAUGUCCUCAUCGUCGAAGAUAACAUCAUCAAUUUAAAACUCCUCGAAGCCUUCAUGAAACGUCUUAAAGUCCGCUGGCAAACCGCAAUGAACGGUCGCGAAGCCGUGAACAAAUGGCGAGGUGGUGGUUUCCAUUUAGUCCUCAUGGAUAUCCAACUUCCCAUCAUGUCAGGACUCGAAGCUACGAAAGAAAUACGCAGAUUGGAGAGGCUUAAUAGCAUAGGGGUUUUUAGCAGUAGUGCGAGUAGUACUGCGCCCAAUGAGAGAGAUAUGACGGGGGAAGAACCUGCGGAGGGGGAUAAAUUGCCUAGUACGGUACUAUUCAAGAGUCCGGUUAUUAUUGUGGCAUUGACGGCUAGUUCAUUGCAAAGUGAUAGGCAUGAGGCAUUGGCGGCGGGGUGUAAUGAUUUUUUGACCAAGCCUGUUAACUUCGUCUGGCUCGAACGCAAAGUUAUGGAAUGGGGUUGUAUGCAAGCACUAAUAGAUUUUGAUGGUUGGCGCAAAUGGAAAGACUUCAGUUCCCAACAAGCGGCGGAGAAAGAGGCGGCGGAUGCAAAGAAGAAGGAUGUUCAGGGUGCCGUGAAGUUGAAGAAGAAGAAUAGGAAUAGUAUGGGGAGUUCAGUUGGAUUGGCAGGUCAAGGAGGGAGUAGUACGAAAUUAAAUUUGUUAGGGCAGGGUGGUGGGGGGAUAGGGAUAGAUGGGGAGGUGGUUGUGGCUUGA
This is a messenger RNA of Sclerotinia borealis F-4128, 2532 nucleotides long. NCBI's taxonomy places the organism in Eukaryota, Fungi, Ascomycota, Leotiomycetes, Helotiales, Sclerotiniaceae. The record is from the annotation of a GenBank genome assembly.